Camponotus floridanus (Florida carpenter ant) is the source of this 2322-nucleotide messenger RNA. RefSeq lists its product as hypothetical. Gene Ontology annotation, cellular component: membrane. Gene Ontology annotation, biological process: immune response. Gene Ontology annotation, molecular function: receptor ligand activity; tumor necrosis factor receptor binding. The transcript is spliced from 7 exons. NCBI's taxonomy places the organism in Eukaryota, Metazoa, Arthropoda, Insecta, Hymenoptera, Formicidae. The coding region runs from base 323 to 2143 and encodes 606 amino acids. The record is from RefSeq and is a predicted model, not a curated record.
CUCUGGAAACAUUAAUAAUCAGUGAUAAAAAUAGGAACGUUAUAAAUAUAUAUUUUUUAUGUAAAUUAAAUUAAAUUUAUUAUUAACAAUUUACGUAAUUUUUACAAAACGUGCAAUAAUCAAAAUUUAUUUUAAAAAAAGUGCGUUUUAAAGAUAUAAAAAUAUAUUUGUUAAAUCAGAAGUGAAUCAUCAAUAAAUAAAAGAAACACGCACCAUUGCAUGUAAAGUACGGUGUGGUCGAUGAAUUACUCCGCUUGAAAAGCAAAAGAUUCGCGGCAACGCAGUUUCUACGUGAAAAAUGAUUUCCUGACCGUGUCAAUCAAUGGAGGAUGAACUGUGUUCUCGACACGCGAUCGUUCUGUCAAAUUACAAGGACGCGUAUGAACAUGUAAAUCCUCGCGUUGAAUUUACAAAGUUAGACAAAGCGAUAAUCCUACCGAAUAAGCCCAUGCCUUCCACGAUGACAUCGAUGUUACCGGAGGAGGAUAGCAAGGCGACAAAGAUGAAGCAGAGGCUGAUGAGCAACGGCCAUGUGAAAGAGGAAACGCGUUCCUUCUUGAAUAUCUUGCGAGAAAACUUGAGCGUUUCACACUCCGAUCUCGAGCAAGGAUUCAACAGAUCGCGACAGAGACCGAGCAGGAACAUGAUCCUGAGUGUGUCCGCUCUCAUGAUCUCCAUUCUUUGCCUCGGUCUUGUAAGCUGGAAGCUAAGCUCGAAUGCGCGCGAAAUCGAGCAGCUGAAGAGGGAAGUCGAUAGCUUGAAGCGGUUUCUGGAAUUAGAUAUCAAUGAUGAAAUAAAGACUCUCAAAAAAUUGUACCGAGAAGCGAGCGAAGAUAGUGAUCCAGACGAAGCGGACAUUGAUAACGCUGAUUAUGAUUCUAAUUAUGAAGACGACAGUUCCGCAUCGCAGGACGAUUCCGAUUAUUCCCGCGCUCGUUUGACUUAUGACUCUAGAUCAUUAGGCUUUCUGAAAACUACUAUAUCGGCACCCACGAAUUCUCAUGAGACCAUUGUUGAAAACAAACAAGAAAAUUACAAAAAUAUCGAACGAAAACUUGAGGAAGAACACACACCAUUAUUAAAUCGCGAGGAGAAGAUUGGCGAUGGAAAUAGCACAGAACACAAACACGACGACAUCGUCAGGAGAGAUAUAUCUACAAAUACAGGAUAUAUUAAAGAAAGUAUCAAAUUAAAGCGAUCUGUGAGCGAUCAUACAACGGUUGAUGAGUCUUUGAUAAAUACAUCAAAUUAUCAUCGUGCCGAUCGACAUUCUACUAAGGCUAUUUCAAGUGUGCCCAAGAUGCGUCCUUACGCAAGCGAUGAAAGCCACGCAAUUAAUGCUACGAUACUCGCACUUCUGGAACAGAUAAGUUCAACAUCGCAUUCCCCGAAGAAGUAUCACACCCACGCGCGUCUACAGGCAUUUCCUCUGGUGCACGACGACCAAUUAAGCGAAGUAAUUACUCGACCUAACAGCCGCAUGAACGAAAAUCCAGAGACUAUAAGUGACAAUGGAAGAGUCAAUUGGCGGAACGCGCAUCGCAAUAUCAAGGAAGCCGAAAUUCACAAAUCCGUUCAGAAUUUCAAAGUGGCCAAAAAGGAAUUACAUCGAAGACUCACACGAAGACAUUUACGUGCACCACGGCAGAUUUACGCUACUCACUAUGGUGCGGAUAGCGCGCUCUUCACGGCCGAGGACGAGCACAUCGGCAACGGCAAAGCGCGACACAGCAAUGGCAUCUUCAAGGCAUGGCAACCAAGCGAUUGGGUAGCCGAAUUCGAUAUGACCAGGUACUUCACGCUUUCCAAUGAUGGUAAACUCACUGUGCACGAGCCAGGAUUGUAUCUGGUAUACGCGCAGAUUCACUAUCUGGAUGAGCACGACGAGAACGGUUUCCGUCUUCUGGUCAACGACAGGUCUAUCCUACAAUGCAUGGUGUAUAGCCCAGGUCGGGGACAUAAAAGCCGUUCGUGUUUUUCAACUCAAGUGACGGUUUUACAGGCAGGUGAUCAUCUGGUCCUGAAAGAUAUUGGUACAGCAAGGUAUACUCUCUUUCAACGCGAUAAAAGUUUCUUCGGUUUGGUGAAACUCGGUGAACUGAGACAGCAGCAGAAACAUCAACAAUUGAACCACAACAAUUGAUGCAUUAGUAAUUUAAAACGUUUUAAAAUUAUUGAUAACGUUAAAAAGAUAAUAAACGAGUUGUAGUCAUCGACUUCUUACCAUUUAAGUUAAGAAUUUUUAUAUCUCUUGUAAUAUAAUACAGUCUUUUUACACUCGCGUGAAUUAUUAAUAAUUUUGUUUUGUAAAGAGAUUACAUC